Molecule: messenger RNA, 1538 nt
Organism: Polypterus senegalus (gray bichir)
Lineage: Eukaryota; Metazoa; Chordata; Cladistia; Polypteriformes; Polypteridae
Product: calcium/calmodulin-dependent protein kinase type II subunit delta
Exons: 18
Coding region: 271-1515 (414 amino acids)
Biological process (GO): protein phosphorylation
Cellular component (GO): neuron projection; cytoplasm
Molecular function (GO): ATP binding; calcium/calmodulin-dependent protein kinase activity; calmodulin binding
Source: RefSeq, a predicted model, not a curated record
GCGGAGCUUUCCGUCGUCUCUGCUCGCUCGCGCGCGCCGUGGCACAGCUGCUGAAGCGCACUCGAGAGCGGAGUGGAGUGUGUGGCUCUCUGUCACCUUCUCAAGCACCCUACUGCGUGAAGGAGAACUAGGGCGACAAGUGGGGGUCAAGGCGACAGCGCAAAAAGCACAGAAAGUGCUUCCUUCCUUCCUUGCUCCCUCCUUCCCGUCUUUCACUUUCUCCAGUGCAGCGCUUCUCUUAUCAGCGCGUUCGCCCUGUCACCGGUUAUCAUGGCUUCAACGACAACCUGUACCAGGUUUAGCGACGAAUACCAGCUGUACGAAGAGCUCGGGAAAGGAGCCUUCUCAGUUGUGAGGAGAUGCAUGAAGAACUCAACGGGACAAGAGUACGCUGCCAAAAUCAUCAACACCAAAAAGCUCUCUGCCAGGGACCACCAGAAACUGGAAAGAGAAGCCAGAAUCUGCCGCCUGCUGAAGCACCCCAACAUCGUGAGACUCCAUGACAGCAUUUCUGAGGAGGGCUUCCACUACCUAGUCUUUGACCUAGUCACCGGAGGUGAAUUAUUUGAAGAUAUUGUAGCGAGAGAAUAUUAUAGUGAAGCUGAUGCCAGUCAUUGUAUACAGCAGAUUCUAGAAAGUGUAAAUCAUUGUCACCUAAAUGGCAUAGUUCACAGGGACCUGAAGCCAGAAAAUUUGCUAUUAGCUAGUAAGUUAAAGGGCGCUGCCGUGAAGCUGGCCGAUUUUGGACUUGCCAUCGAGGUUCAAGGAGACCAGCAGGCUUGGUUUGGCUUUGCUGGGACUCCUGGUUACUUGUCACCGGAAGUGUUAAGGAAGGAUCCUUAUGGAAAACCCGUGGACAUGUGGGCUUGUGGAGUCAUCCUGUAUAUUCUACUGGUGGGCUACCCUCCAUUUUGGGAUGAAGACCAGCACAGACUGUACCAGCAGAUCAAGGCUGGCGCUUAUGACUUUCCGUCCCCAGAGUGGGACACUGUGACCCCGGAAGCCAAAGACCUCAUCAAUAAAAUGCUAACAAUCAACCCGGUUAAGCGGAUAACCGCGGCGGAGGCCCUCAAGCACCCCUGGAUCUGCCAACGCUCAACUGUCGCUUCCAUGAUGCACAGACAGGAGACGGUGGACUGCCUGAAGAAGUUCAAUGCAAGAAGAAAGCUGAAGGGCGCCAUCCUGACCACCAUGCUGGCCACAAGAAACUUUUCAGCAGCGAAAAGUUUGCUGAACAAGAAAGCGGACGGCGUGAAGAUCAACAACAAGGCCAACAUAGUUACCAGCCCUAAAGAGCCCGUCGCCACGCCAGCCCUGGAGCCCCAAACCACCGUAAUCCACAAUCCUGCUGAUGGAAAUAAGAAAUCCUGCUGCUUCCCGACAAAAGAGUCGACAGAAAGUACAAACACCACCAUUGAGGACGAAGAUGUGAAAGGGCGCAAACAGGAGAUCAUAAAAGUGACAGAGCAGCUGAUCGAGGCCAUCAACAGCCGUGACUUUGAGGCCUACACGUAAGUGUCACCGUCACCGCCGUCCCU